AUGCUCAAGUCUCGGCUCCGCAUGUUCCUCAACGAGCUGAAGCUGCUGGUGCUGACGGGCGGGGGGCGGCCCCCGGCCGAGCCGCAGCCCCGGGGGGGCGGGGGAGGCGGCUGCGGCUGGGCGCCCUUCGCCGGCUGCUCGGCCCGGGACGGCGACGACGACGAAGAGGAGUACUACGGGUCCGAGCCGAGAGCCCGGGGCCUGGCCGGCGACAAGGAGGCGCGGGCCGGACCCCCGCCGCCGCCCGCGCCUCCGCCGCCUCCCCCGGGCGCUCUGGACGCCCUGUCGCUCAGCAGCAGCCUGGACAGCGGGCUCCGAACCCCUCAGUGCCGAAUCUGCUUCCAGGGCCCUGAGCAGGGGGAGCUCCUGAGCCCCUGCCGCUGCGACGGCUCCGUGCGGUGCACUCACCAGCCCUGCCUCAUCCGCUGGAUCAGCGAGAGGGGCUCCUGGAGCUGUGAGCUCUGCUACUUCAAGUACCAGGUCCUGGCAAUCAGCACCAAGAAUCCCUUGCAGUGGCAGGCCAUCUCCCUGACGGUCAUCGAGAAGGUCCAGAUUGCAGCCAUAGUUCUGGGCUCACUCUUCCUCGUCGCCAGCAUCUCCUGGCUCAUCUGGUCCUCACUUAGCCCUUCAGCCAAGUGGCAACGGCAAGAUCUGCUCUUUCAGAUCUGCUAUGGCAUGUACGGCUUCAUGGAUGUCGUCUGCAUAGGCCUCAUCGUCCAUGAAGGCUCCUCCGUCUACCGUAUCUUCAAGCGCUGGCAGGCAGUAAACCAGCAGUGGAAGGUCCUGAAUUAUGACAAGACCAAGGACGUAGGAGGAGAUGCAGGGGGAGGGACGGCAGGGAAGCCGGGCCCCAGGACCUCACGGACGGGCCCCCCUACUGGGGCCACCAGCCGCCCCCCGGCUGCCCAGCGCAUGCGGACGCUCUUGCCUCAGCGCUGUGGCUACACAAUCCUGCAUCUCCUUGGACAGCUGCGGCCACCAGAUGCCCGUUCCAGUUCCAGUUCUGGCCGUGAGGUUGUCAUGAGGGUCACCACAGUCUGA
This is a messenger RNA of Rangifer tarandus platyrhynchus (Svalbard reindeer), 1041 nucleotides long. NCBI's taxonomy places the organism in Eukaryota, Metazoa, Chordata, Mammalia, Artiodactyla, Cervidae. The record is from the annotation of a GenBank genome assembly.